AUGAAUGGCUCUACCAUCUCCCACUUGUUUUUUGCAGAUGACUCAUUAAUCUUUUGUAAAGCUAACUCUAAGGAGGCAAGUGAGAUCACUAGAAUUCUUCAAAUCUAUGAACUAGCUUCAGGGCAAAAGAUCAACAUUGAGAAAGCAGCAGUUCUUUUCAGCAGAAACAGCUCCCAAGCAAAUAAACAAGAUGUCCUCCAAACUCUAGGCAACGUCCAGCAUGUUUCUCAAGCAAAGUAUUUGGGUCUCCCUAUGGUUAUAGGAAGAUCUAAAAACAACACAUUCAGGUUCCUGAAAGACAAAAUGAUUGGCAAGCUGCAAGGAUGGAAGGGCAAGAUGUUAAGUAAUGCAGGCAAAGAGGUUCUUCUCAAAUUCGUGGCAUUAGCUCAACCAUCAUAUACCAUAUCAGUUUCAAGCUUUCAGAUGGACUAUGCAAAGCAUUAA
Messenger RNA from Coffea arabica (coffee), 444 nucleotides. RefSeq lists its product as uncharacterized. The record is from RefSeq and is a predicted model, not a curated record. NCBI's taxonomy places the organism in Eukaryota, Viridiplantae, Streptophyta, Magnoliopsida, Gentianales, Rubiaceae.